UAUUUACUAAUGAUUACUUUUUUGUAGAUAUGUAUAUGUGUUUAAGAAGAUAUAUUAGUUUGAAAUUACAGUCGUAAUGCCUCCGAUUUUAAUUGAAGAAGUGAAUGUGUUCUCAUUUCCUCAUAGUCGAAUGAAAAAAUUAAUGAAUUGUUGCACAUCCAAAGUUGGUCAUACUGAUUUUACAUGCAAUGAUGAUUUCGAAGAAUUAUUACAACGUUUACAAACAACAUUCACAGAAUUUAUGGCACAUGAAGAAAUCGAAAAUCAAUUCGUUAUGGGGAAAUUGAGUAAAAAGUUAAAGGCUCUAUCAGAAAAUAAUGACGUGGUCUGUAAUUGUCACAAGGAUGAUCGUUUUACACCGUUGAUGGCUCUAUUUCGCGAUGGUUACUCAUUUAUUCGACGUGGUAACGCGGAUCGUGUAACAUACGGCAUGAAAUUACGUAAAGCCAUGCGAAAAUUUUAUGAG
Messenger RNA from Didymodactylos carnosus, 466 nucleotides. The record is from the annotation of a GenBank genome assembly. NCBI's taxonomy places the organism in Eukaryota, Metazoa, Rotifera, Eurotatoria, Philodinida, Philodinidae.